Sipha flava (yellow sugarcane aphid) is the source of this 2009-nucleotide messenger RNA. RefSeq names its product WD repeat-containing protein 63-like. Gene Ontology annotation, molecular function: dynein light chain binding; dynein heavy chain binding. Lineage: Eukaryota; Metazoa; Arthropoda; Insecta; Hemiptera; Aphididae. Bases 83 to 1912 code for a protein of 609 amino acids. The transcript has 12 exons. The record is from RefSeq and is a predicted model, not a curated record. Gene Ontology annotation, biological process: cilium movement involved in cell motility; inner dynein arm assembly. Gene Ontology annotation, cellular component: inner dynein arm.
UAAGACUCCAGCGUCUAAAAAACAAUCUGUGUCUUGCCACACUUGGCAUCCUACUAUACCAGGUGUUUUUGCAAUAUCCUACAUGGCGAAUAGUAAUGCGGUAAAAAAAACUAUUAACCUUGAUUCAGUUGAAGUAGUUAUCGAAUCAAACAUCAAAUAUAUGGAUUGCUUUUGUGAUAUUGACAACAAAAAGUUAUCGCACAAGAAGAAAAAUACUAAAAAAAUUAAAGUUAUUGAAAACUAUGACGAUUCUAUGAUUAAACAAGCAAAUACUCCACAGUUAUCAGACGAAUAUUUCGUCAAUAUUUGGUCGAUUGAUGAUAAGAUGUUUCCAAAGUUGACAUUGUCAAGUCCCGAAGAAGUAUGUUGUGUUAAAUUUAACCCUAGAAAUGGUAACACCGUCGUUGGAGGGUUAAUGAAUGGACAGAUAUGCAUAUGGGACAUUAGUGGAAAACUGGAUAAGAUGGAUUCGAAUAAUUUUAUAAUGUCAAAUAAUGAAAAAAAGCACCACAGGCAUCUUUGGAUACACAUGCAACAAAUGUUGACAUUCGUAGAAUCAGUUGGUACUAAAAUCAGAGCAACAGCACUAAGUGCCGUUUUUGAAUCACAUGAUUCAAUGGUGACUGAAAUUCAAUGGAUUCAUCCUAUGAACGAAGUAACAUCAUUGGGUAAAUUAGUGGCUGUGAAAGAAGAACAAUUUUCAGAUCAAUUUUUUUCUGCUUCCUCGGACGGUACUAUAAAACUUUGGGACUUGAAAUCAACACCUAUGCCCGAAUCAGAGAAAAAGAUUCCAAAGAACACUCGUUUUCCGCAUCCAGCUAAGUUGGACAGUCAUAAAUCGUGGUUAAGAAUUUACAACAACCGUCUUAAGCCUUUGUAUACGUUAAAAAUCGUGCACCCAGAGACUGACAUGUGCAUUCCUAUUACCGCAAUGUCUUUUGAGAUUCCUUUAAUGCAGUAUGUGAAUACUUCCAAUCAGCCAUUAAUUAUUGGAACGCGGCAAUUCGAAUACGCACCAAUAGCACCGAGUGAACCAAACCGCAUUUUUGUCGUUGGUAAUAUUUUUGGCCAGGUCGGAGUUGUCACUUGGAAUGGUUACGAUAAAUACGAGCCGGAUCAUAACAAAGAAAAAUGUAAAAAUAUUUGGUGGGGACAUGUACACGAGGGACCAAUUACCUGCAUAAUUAGAAAUGUCUUUUAUCCAGACAUACAUUUGGUCAGCGGUGGACACGUGGUGUCCAUUUGGAGUGUAAACUACGAAGAUGGCCCAAUUUGGUGGAAGCGAUUCACAGAUAUUCCAAACAGCGUACUUUGGUCCAAUAAUCACCCAGCGGAAUUUCGAGUAUCUUUCAACACGAGCGGCGUUCUACAGUUUUGGAACUUCAUGAAAUAUUAUAACAUGCCUUAUUAUGAGUUGAAUGACAUUUAUGUAACUAAUGACAGAUUCAAAGGAACAUUAUCAACUCCAAAUCCAUCAGUACAUUACAUCAAAGUGGAAGAACUACAAUACUCACAAGACACAACAGUACCAAAAAAAGAUGAAAUCGAAGAAGUGGGCAACUUAUUUCGGAAAGUCGUAGAUGCGAGACACGAAGUGGAUAUGUGGAAUAAAAACUAUAUAGAAUUAUUAAAAGAAAAUGACAUCAAAAACGCAAAAAAAAUGCUGGAUAAUGAAUCAAAAAAAUGUGCUGACACGGAAGAAAUGAAACAAAUAUUAGAUGACUUAGACAGUUUUGAAGUGGACUAUGAAAAUGAAAAAGAAAAACUUAUUAAUUGGAUUCAAAACAAUCCUGUGAAGGAGCUAGAGUGGGAAAAAAUAAUUGAGCUUGAGGCAGUUGAAGAUGAAGACUUUAAAAAUAAUAUUUUAAAAAUUUCAACAAUGAAAAAAUUAGUAGCCAAAUAUAACAAAUAGAUGUUAGUAAUGUGUUUACUAAUAGAAAUAAUUUUGACAGGAAAAAAGGAUUAUAUAUUACAUAGGAUUAUAUUACUAAGAACAGCAUUUUUGUAAA